CUCGCAGGGUGAGCACUCUCUCCACGUUGACACACCCCUCAAACUUGGACGUGGAUGUCCGCGCUGCUGAUUGGCUGGCGGCGAGGCGACUGACAACACCUGCUUCGCCGAUUCAUCAAACAGUGACACGCGGCCCUCGGCGAGAUAUAGGCGGCAAACCGCGCGCGCUUCCACGCUCACUAAACUCCCGCGUCCGUCCGGCAACACAGCAUACCUCUCGGUCUCUCUCUCCCCUUCUGUCUCUCUCUCCCUCUCUCUCUCUCUCUCUCCCUCUCUCUCUCUCCCUCUCUCUACCUCUCCCUCCUUCUCUCUCUCUCUCUCUCUCCCUCUGUCCUCGGGCUUUUUUUUUUUUUUUUGCAGCAAUGCUGAUCGCGGUGCUGCUGCUCGUGCUCUCCGUGUCGGCGCGAGCGCACGGAGGAGCGGAUACUGCUGACGCGCACGAGGGUCACGCGGAGAAAGCGGCGAGCCAGAAAGGACGGCUGUCCCUGCAGAACACAGCUGAGAUCCAGCACUGCCUGGUGAACGCUGGUGACGUGGGCUGCGGCGUUUUUGAGUGUUUUGAGAACAACUCGUGCGAAAUCCGCGGACUGCAGGAGAUCUGCAUGACCUUCUUGCACAACGCUGGCAAGUUCGACUCCCAGGGCAAGUCCUUCAUCAAAGAUGCACUGAAAUGCAUGGCCCAUGGCCUGAGGCACAAAUUCAGCUGCAUCAGUCGAAAAUGCCUGGCCAUAAAGGACAUGGUGUUCCAGCUGCAGCGAGAGUGUUACAUGAAACACAACUUGUGUUCGGCGGCUAAGGACAACGUUAAUGUCAUUGUGGAGAUGAUCCACUUCCAGGACUUAUUCCCUAAAGGGCCAUACGUGGAGUUGGUGAACAUCCUGCUGGGCUGUGGAGAAGAAGUGAAGGAGGCCAUUGGCCGAAGCGUGCGGGCGCAGUGUGAGCAGCAUUGGGGUGCACUCUGCGAAACUCUAAGCUUCUGCUCCUCUGCGCCCCCCUCAGGCAGUCCUGAGCGCCGUCCUGCCAAUCCCUCAAACCCCGAACACGAUCACCUGAGAGCCUCGCGGCAAGGCGAUAAAGAGAAGCCCGCAAAAGGGGGCUCCGGAGCGCACCCCAGGGGCCGUGGCCAAGGUUCCCGAAGGGCUAGUCUGGACGCAGCCAUGGCUGAGCAGGAGGACCCUGAGACCACUGACAUUCGGAGGUGAAGGGACAGAAAACUACAGUACUGCCUGUGACAUCAUCACUCCAGUCACCCCCAGCACAGACUGAGCAACAAAAAAAUGGGCACACUGACAAAAACAGUGCUUUGAAUUUGCUUGCUUCAAAAGCAUAUGCCAGUUUCACAAGAAUAAAGUACGGAAGCACCUGAACAAACAGACUUUUUUUACACCGUUUAAAAAUACCUGCUGCCUUUUGUACUGUGUGCAUAUUUCAUGAUCAGAGGACCAAGCGAAAAGGUCCAAAACUAGUUGAAAUACCAUCUAAUUACAGUAGCAAGCAUUAAAGUGAAGCACCAUUAAGUUACAUACAUUGUUGUCUUUCAGUUUACUUUCUUUAUGUAAUAUUUUAUUCAUGUGAGGCUGGCCAGUAUUUGAAUCAAGUAACCUUGACGCACUGUACUUUUUCAGUACAGUCCUCAACCAGUGAAGCUCUCCUCCUCUCCUUUCUCCUCUACAAGUCAUUCCAGCACUACCAGACUGUACAUUUUUUGCAGGGUAUUUGUGAUGUAGCUCAUUUUGAUACUGCAGAUUUCAUAGGAUGGAUAGUUCUUUCUUUGUCCUCACAGCAGUGGUUAUGGUUCAGCUCUAACAUAGCGUUUCUACUUUUCAGAUCAUACCCUCUGUAAGAAUUGAUCUCUUGUUAUUUAUUUUAUUCUUUAUGCAAUGUUUGAAUAUAAAAAUGUACAUAUAAAUCCAUGUAUAUCUAUAUUUAUAUAAACAUGUAUAAAUAUAGUCCUCGUAUGCAGUACGGAUAUACUAUAUGUAAUAUAGUAUAUAUACUAAAUAUAGAAUGCUUGUUGUAUCAAUCACAUUAUUGCACCUACUACAAUCGAACUGUAGAUAUGUAACAUAUAUAUAUUUUUUGUUGGUUUCAAAGUUGGAAAUGUGUGUAUUGUAAUUUUAAAUACUUGUUGAUUAAAUAUAAACUGUACAGUAAAGUCCAGGUCUGGCACAUAACAUGGGCAUGAGAUAAUUAAUACAAGUCAAGCUGAUAGCCUUACAGCAUGCCUACACUUUUACUCUCCAAGGGCAUCCAAAUUCAUAUUAUAAACUGUAAUGCACCUCAUUCAGGCUCUGCACAGACAUAUUUAUAUUCACACACCUAACUGCAGUUAACUUGAGGCAAUCAGAGUCACUCUCCAAUCCCAGAAUGAUGAAGUAUGUAUGAUUAUAUCGCUAAUGUGUCACUUAUGCACAGCUUGGGACUUAACCCCAAACACAUUAGUCUGACACAGGAACGCAGCAGCUCGCAGAGUGUGUCAUGGAAAGCCAGGCUGCCUGCGUUUGGGCCAACUCUUCAGACAGCCACGCCGGUUCCAAGUUAAAAAAUAGCAAUUCUCUCUCUCUUUAAGCCGCUGAAAAGAGGCAGUGGUUGGAGCCAUAGUAAACUGGCCUUAGAGCCAGAAACUGGGUUAAAUCGACACAAGAAGCAAAAGCUAUUACUGAUACUACUGUCGAGAACAUGCCACAGCGGCCUUGACUAGAAAAGGGGUUUAUUAAGAAGUUUAGAGGUACAAAUACAGCAGUUUAGAGGAAAAAAAACAAGUUGUACCUCAUCAACAGCAUGACUUAAGUCUUUCAAUUUGC
Molecule: messenger RNA, 2804 nt
Organism: Pygocentrus nattereri (red-bellied piranha)
Lineage: Eukaryota; Metazoa; Chordata; Actinopteri; Characiformes; Serrasalmidae
Gene: stc2a
Product: stanniocalcin 2a
Exons: 4
Coding region: 363-1202 (279 amino acids)
Biological process (GO): intracellular calcium ion homeostasis
Cellular component (GO): extracellular region
Molecular function (GO): hormone activity
Source: RefSeq, a predicted model, not a curated record